Messenger RNA from Lutzomyia longipalpis, 5222 nucleotides. It is a transcript of the gene meng, whose product is annotated as serine/threonine-protein kinase meng-po. NCBI's taxonomy places the organism in Eukaryota, Metazoa, Arthropoda, Insecta, Diptera, Psychodidae. The record is from RefSeq and is a predicted model, not a curated record. Gene Ontology annotation, biological process: peptidyl-threonine phosphorylation; peptidyl-serine phosphorylation. The transcript has 3 exons. Gene Ontology annotation, molecular function: ATP binding; protein serine/threonine kinase activity. Bases 1097 to 2374 code for a protein of 425 amino acids.
UUUUCCGAUCUGCUACUGUAUUCAUCACUCCUUCUCAUCCAUUCUCAUUCUCUCCAUUCCUUCUUUUUCACUUUCUAACUACACAAUUUUAGUUUGUCCCUUUCCCACACACUGUCCCGCGAAUUUUCCCCAAAUGAUAAGGCAUCUCCUGAAUGUACUUUCUUUCCUUUUCGCACCUGUGUCUACGUGUGUGUGUUGUAUGGAAAAUUUCUGUGCAGGAUAUAAAGAAGGAGAUGCGAUAUUUCUGUAACAUUCGUUGACGGUGCGCUUCGCUGUGAAGUACUUAUUUUUCAUCCAUUCACGUUUAUUUCUAUAUAUAUAACUCUCUUCGACAAAACCAAAACAUAUUUUUCUUGUUGAUUCAUUUUAUUCGUCUCACUCUAUCAAGCAAAAAGGAAUCCACACGCUGAGGAAGUCCAAUAAAAAGUCCUUCUGAGUGUGCAAAAAAAAAGCUCUGGAAAAGGCAUUUAAAAUCUGGGAUUAGUUGUUUGAUAUGGUAAAGAAAAUAUUGAAACAAGAAUAAAUAAAUGGGAUAAAAAGUCAGUGCGAAUAUGCAUGAGUACAUUGUUCUAUAAAACGUCAAUUUGUGGAAUUGAGGAACUCUUCCUGUGGACAAUUUUCUCCUUUAUUUUCCCUUCUAUUACCCAUCCUCUCAUUGGAAGUGCAAAUUGUUUCAGUUGAGUGCUAAAUUGUGUGGAAGUUUUCCAAAGGAAGGAAGAACAAAAAACAAAGAUAGAGGUGUGUGUAAACUAUGUCCCAAGAAAGGUAGAUAGACACAAGAAAAGGUGGUUGAAAUGUGACUUUAUUUUCUGUGUGGAGUCCUUUUCUGUUGCUUGCGAGUUCAACUCAGCGUGAAAGGACUUUUAACAACUGGGAAGCAGAACACAAGAAAAAUCACAUCGUUACUCUAUAUAUAAUUUUACAACAUUUCUCAAAGUUUGUUGCAAUUGCAAGAAGUAGAAAAAAAAUUGCAAACUCCGAGUGCAUUUUGAAGUUGUUGAGAGGAAAACCUAUUGGAGUGUGAGAAGCGCAAAGUUGGAGAAAACACAGAAACUCACUUUCUUCACUCAAGCAAAAGUCUUGGACUUUUUUUUAUAUGCUGUAUUGGCUCAGAGGAUUUCUAUUUUUCGAUUCCUACCACAAACUUCCGCCACCCAUCAUGAAACUAUCCGAGAGCAAGUCGGAGGCACAAAUUGUGCCGACGCGACGAAAUAGUGUGUACCGCGAAACGGCGGCAGGAUCGGCGGCACAAGCAACGGGUGGGGUGUUGCAUCGAAUCCCAGAGAUGAAUGUGCCAAUGAUGAAGAUUUCUGAUGAGUAUGACAUCGAAAAGACCAUCUCGGAGGGAUGUUUCGCCAAGAUUUUCCUAACAAACCACCGACCAACCAAUACGACGGUUAUCCUGAAGGCCUGCCAUGUGGAACUCAUGACACUCAAAGACUUUAUCCGCGAGUACCACUACACCUACCAACUUAGUCAUCAUCCCAACAUUCUUAGCUGCUAUCAGGUUGCGUUCCAGACGGAUUCCUACUACGUCUUCGCCCAAGAAUAUGCUCCAUUUGGUGAUCUCGCUGCCCACCUCUGUCCAGGUGGUCUCCCUGAACUCUUCUGCAAAUCCAUCGCAACUCAACUAAGCGCUGCCCUCGGUUUCAUGCACAGCAAGCAACUUGUCCAUCGAGAUCUCAAGCUGGAAAAUGUCCUAGUCUUCGCUCCCGACUUCUCACGCAUCAAACUCUGCGAUUUUGGGGCUACAACACGCGAAGGGACACUCGUGAGUAAGGGAAGGCACACGUGGAUUGCCUUCCUACCGCCUGAAGUGUUGGAAAUUGUGAAGAAUGAACGGUUCAUCUGCAAAACCUCAUCGGAUUGCUGGCAAUUCGGUAUUCUUCUUUUCUCCUGCCUCACGGGAAAUGUUCCCUGGGAAUCUGCCGAUUGGGUACGUGACUCCAACUACUCCUCAUUUGUUAAAUACCAAAAGAAGAAGUCUACGGCGGUACCUGAGAAUUUCCGACGAUUCACACCACGUCUCAUUAGAGCUUUCCGGAAGAUCCUUGAUCCAGAUGCGGAAAAACGGGCUAAAGUGACGGAAAUAAUGAAAUACAUGAAGAACAAAUGGAUCGAUACGAAGGUUGUGGUCUCUAAAUCAGCCACCAAUUUGGGUGGUGGUGUCUCAGAUGCUGAUUCCGUGUGCGUCUACCUCAAUCAGAGGGAUAAUCGCCCGUCAUUGGAUGAGAAUAAGACAAGAAAGCGCAUUAUGAGCUCAUAUGGGCUACCAGAUCAGGUAGCAGCGGACCAAUCGGCACUACGGAAUAGAAUCUGGGAGUGGGUGCUAUCGUGUGAACAGACCUACGACUCUGAAAUUGAGGGGUUCUAAAUUACUACAUGUAGGCCCCCCCCUUCACUGUGAAGACGAAGAGUCUCCCUUCCAGGCCAUAAGAAUUGCAUUUCAACUCAUUCAGGAUCCACGUAAGGAAUUUUUUUAGAGAAAAAAAAUAAUUUCAUAGUCUUUUUUUUAAAGAUAUUUUUUCUGGUACUAAAAGGUUGCUCGUACUUAAUAAAUUUUAAAUUAAUUUUUAUCCAUUAUCUAAAAUGGAGUUAAAUAACAAAAUAAAUCCAAUUUUCAGUUAAAAAGUAAGACGUUUAAAAAAAUUGUUUUUAUAGUAUAAGUACGAGAAAUCUAGAGAAUUUUUAAAUUUAAGAAUAUUUUUAGAUUUUCGAGUAAUUUUGGUAGCCCAAAAUUAAUUAUAUAUUUUCACAUUUUAGAUGAAAACGAAUAUUUUCACUGAGCUCAGGCUUAGAUUUUUUUUUAGAUAAUCCUUUUAUAUUUUUAUAUAUUGUAGGGUGCCAAUUCUAUUACCUCUCUAUGUAUAUAUAUCUUGAAAGAGUCCCCAGGACUCCCCACACAGCUAAUAUUGCAAUUUAUUGCGUAGAAUUCGCACCAAUUUUUACACACCUUUUGAAAUAUUUUUUAAAGUAAAAAAAAAAAUAAAAAUAAAAUGAUUCCAAAAGUGGCCAAAAGUUUUUAAAUGAUUCAUCAUGAGAUUCUUAUCAUAAAUAAAUUAAAGCAAAGAAAUCCCUUUAUGAUAAAAAUUGUAAAGAUUCCUUGCUGAACUUUGAGAUUUUUUACACACAAAAUUUACGCGCGCAACAAACAUCAAUUUAUUGCAGAAAAAGAAAAUGAAGUGAGACUUGUUGAGUCGAAUUUAUUUUAGUGUAUUGGCAAAGUUUUCUCACACUUUUCAUUCUCGCGCAUUCUGCUUCUCUCAAAAUCUGGCAGAGACAUCACACGAGAAAAUUGUCUGCCGAGAUGAAAACACGCAAUUCCGCGCACAUUGUCACUGAUAUUCUCAAUUCGAUAAUGGAUUUGUGUGUAAUAAAAGAAAAAAAAAAUGAGAAAAAACUCAAGCCUCAGAGUCAUAAAGGAGGAAGAAAAAACAUUAAAUUUCAAUUAUUCAGAUGAUGAGAGGAGAUGAAAAAGAAGAUUUAGAUUUGGAAGUAUUUAGGAGUGUAAGAAAAACAAACACAUCACUUGGUCUUUUUUUUUUCAUUAAACGACCCAAAGGAAUAUCUCUCAAAAAGAAAGAAAAAAAUCUAUAUAAAUGUAAAAAUACUCUCGAUAUAAUUAAUUUGAUGAUGCUAUUUAUAAUUGGAAAACACACAAUUUUACACACAGAGUUGUAUUUUAUGGGAGGUAGAAACUCAUCUACACUUCUCGUAUUUUUUUUCAACCAACAACAUUACGCUUUUCCACGAUUUUCUUUUUUUUUUACUACACUUUACAUCCGAAAAUAUAUUACUUUUACCAUUUAUUAUUCUAGAGAUGCGAAUGGGAUAUUCGGAAAAAAAUGUCGCAAAAGAGCUGCACUUUUAGCAACAGAUGGAAGCUCAAUUUAAACUCAAUUUAUAUGUUAUGUGCUUGUAAAAGAAAUUAUAAGAAUUUAAAGUAGCUGCAGUUUUCUUUGAACUUUGAAUUAAAUGUUUCUUUUUUUUUAAUUCUAAAGAUCUUAAAGAGUAGAGAACAAACUCUAUUUUUUGCUGUUUUUUUUUAUUUAUUACUUAACAUUUUAACUCUAACUUACCCAAUUUUGAACUUUACCUCUAAAAUUCUUCAUCUGGUUUAAUGAGACAUUUGUUCCGAAUAUCUCUGUGUGCUGAACCAAAUGAAAGAAAAGUUUUAUAUAGCUGAAAAAUUAUGGUAAAGUGACAAAGUCACUACAAAUCACCAAAGAAAAAAAUAUAAACCAUUUGACAAUAAAUAUGAGAAGAAAUAAUUCUUAGCGUAGAGGAGUGAAUUGAAUCGAUGGUGAUGUCACCAGAAUAGCGAUGACAAACUUAUUGGGUGAAAAUUGUAUAUUUUUAAAAUAAGGAGCAUAUCAAUUUUUUGAACAUUUUCAAUUUUACUCGUUAGAUCUUUGUAAAAGAUGAAAAUAUUUAUUAAAAUAAAUAGGAGAGAAAAUAAACCUAAAGAAAACCAUCACACAUGCUAUGCUAUCAACGUAGAACGUAGAUGAAAUUUUAUUCAAGAAAUUUACUAUAAAGCAUAAUAGCAGAAAAAAUGGAGCUAUUUAGAAUAGUAGAGAGAAAACAAAAGAAGGUGAAUAUUAGCUUUUAAAUAGACAAAUAGUAGAUGAGGAAAAGUAUAUUAAAAAAAAUAUAUACAUACAUACAUAUAGGCUAUUGUGAGGGAGAGAUAAAAAUUACUAUACAUACACAUUGGUGUGAGGAGAAAAUGGAUUUAUUAUGCAAAGGAGGACGAUAAAAUUAGCCCAUGGAUAAAUGAUUGAUUAGAACUUUUUUAGACAAGCGAGAGAAAGAAAGAAAAAAAUAUAUCACAGUGUGUGUGAGACAUUGCACCGAUCAAUGUACUUUGUAGGAAUAUAUAAAAUUUAGCAUGGUAAUGAUGUGAUUUUUACAUAAAAUACAUUUUACAUUUAUAAGAAAUAUAGAGAAAAUAAUGAAGAGCAGCUAUUUAUCCGUGUGAAUGUGCAAUUGAGUGAUUUUUUUUAUAGAAUAUUUAUUAUUUAUAUACAAUUUCUUUUCAUUUAUAGAGAAGAAAAACAAACAUUUACUAGUGAGCUAAACCCUUUGUAUAAUUAUGUUGUUUAUGUACAAAAAAAAUGUCCAAAUUGUAAAUAUUUUUUUCUUUGUUACGUUUAUCCCUUUAUUAUUUCUUUUGUAGAGCACAAUUUGUCCUUUUUUCGCUGUAGUUUGUAGACGAAAAA